CGGCCAUAGAGAGACUGUUCCUGAGCACCCGGAAGAAUGUCGACCGCAUGGAUCAUCAUCCCACUUUUCUCAUAGUCUAGUCUUCUCCCUCGUCAUAUAAAAGCAAGUCUGUCACUCGUUAAGCAGACAUAACCCAGUCAAAUCAUGUUCCCUUCAAAGUGGUAUAUCCCUGUCAUUCUAGCUUGUCUCCUACAAGUAUCGCUUGCCCUACCGCUCGUGGCUAGGGAUCCUGAAACUGAUGUCGCUCCAGUCACAGAUCAAUUUGGUGGUACUGGAGGCAGCUCUGGGGCUGACUGGUAAAAAUUGCCCUACCAGCAUCGUCACGACUUCAAUAUGUUUUACGUGCUUAAAACUGUGCCCAUGAUCCCCUAGGCGGCACGCCCAGUGUCUGUUUUGACUUCUUUUUGCGUUUUAUACCAGUGUCCUCGUUAUAAUAUUCUCACACUCGUUUUAUACCAUGGAACGACAUCCCACUUGCCUUGUAUUAUCGUGUAUUCCUCCUGUUCCCUUUUUACGAAUUAGCUACUUAGUCACCUCUCUUUGAUUGUCUCUGUCUUGAUUCUUCUUUCAGUUUGCAUACACACGACUUUGCAGUAUCCGAUGAAUGAAUUGUUGUUUACUCCAUUGCGCUUUUUCGAAUUGGAAGUGCUUUACUCCUUGCAGGCAUAUAGGUCGAUCUCAGGUUCUAGCUUUAUUGACUGUGGGUCCACGGUUAC
Molecule: messenger RNA, 716 nt
Organism: Suillus subalutaceus
Lineage: Eukaryota; Fungi; Basidiomycota; Agaricomycetes; Boletales; Suillaceae
Exons: 4
Coding region: 145-300 (51 amino acids)
Source: RefSeq, a predicted model, not a curated record